AGUGAGGUGUUUUUUGUGUCUGUGUUUGUCUGUAUGAAAGAACAAGACAAAGAAAAGAAAGAGAGAACUCUAUUUUGAGACAUCAUGUAUAGACAGAUGCCAGAAACAGGACGUGAGAUGUAAACAGAGAGAUGGGGUUGGGGGGGUUGAAAGACAGAGACAAGAGACUGAAUACACUAGAGACAACCGGAAACUUGUGGUCAAACAGGCAGCGUUCAGCUGCUGAGGCAGCACUGUUAACUCGCUGUUUUUGAAAGCGCUGCUUUUCUUAGAGGGAUCAAGGUUAAUCCAUCACACAAUGUACACAUGUGGCUUGUGGAAUGACCCCUAGCACAAUGUGUGUGUGUGUGUGUGUGUGUGGGAAAAAAAAAAGCGAGAAUGUCAACAGGAAAGACGGCAAAAUUUUACGAGUCAUACUGUAUGUCCAAAAAUAGAAACAGAUCCAAAUACAUUUUGCCGCGAGCCAACUGAACAGGGCUCAAACAGGUUAUGACUCCAACACCUGCACAUGCAAACACUCUCUCCUCUUUCGUCUCUCCGCCUCCCUCUCUCUUCGUCUGUGCUGACACACACCCACACUCACCCUCUCACACUGCUUGUCCCCUAUCACAACCUCAUACCCUCUUACAAGAGGAAAUACACUCAGCAGUGUGUGGCUGUCCUCACUUGCCUCUGCCUCGCUCUUGCUCUCUCUCUCUCUCUCUGUGUCACACGCUUGUUAGUUUCAGUACAGAGAUCGUAGCGUGUGGAUGUAAAUGACCUGCAGGUCCGUGCUUACACAGAACAGGUUGAUAGAACCACAAUGCAUGUGAAACAUGACCAACAAGGCCCCCUGGGAUAACUCAAGCAGUGUGUGCAGCAUGGAGCCAACAGCUGGCUACUCCCCCACAGUUCCAGAGCCAGAACUCUACCGCAGCAUCCAGGCUGUGCUGCCCAGGGACACAGACAGCCAGCAGAAUCCAGACUGUUAUAACAAAGGCAUGCUGAGAUGGACUCUUCAUAAGAAGGUUCAAAACAAUCCUGCCAACAGCUUGUCUCUGGUGUGGGUGCUGAUAAAAGAGCUGGAAAAGGCUGAGAGAUGGGACUCUCGCAAAUGCAUCAUCCCUCUGCUCCACACACUGAUGUAUGCCAUCAUUCAGACAGCCUACAUUCCAGAUGAGCUGUACAAGCGGGUUUAUGACUUUUGUAAGAGACUCCUGACCUACCCUCAUCCCUACUGCACUGUAGGCCUCAGCUACACAAGGCAGAUAAAAACUGAACGCUCCAUUCCAGGUCUGAUGUACCAGAGGAUGGUCACAGCAGAGCAGAGGCUAAAAAAUGAGCACUAUCCCUUUCAGGAGAGGGUCUUCGUUCUUGCUGACCCAGAAGUCUUUGCUGGUUCUUUGGGACAACUCCUGGUGGGAGAUAUUGAGGCGUCCGCUUCAGUUUCAGACUCAAAUAGAUCUCCGAGUCCUCUAGAUCACAUGUGCAGUGUGGUCCAACACUCCAUACAGGCUGCUUUAGGAGCAGAGAAGUGCAACGCACCGAGACUGGCUCAAGCCCUAAAGGACAUGGGUCAAGACGUUGAGUCGCACUUUCAGGAAGUGUUGGCGGCUCUGGAGCAGAGCGCGGAGGAGGGCGGCAGAAGGGAUGGGGGUGCGCUGAGGAGCCGUCUUCAGAGGCUGUACAGCAAGAUCCUCACUGACCCAGACUCAGAGCCAUUGUCCAGUGGACAACUGCGUGACUGCCCUCUUCCUAACCCAGAGAUGAGCUUCCACCUGUGGACCGAGGAUCUGGAUAUCUGGCGAGAGCUGGCCAAGUGGUUUCGAUCCAGCUCCAUGUCGGAGCAGUUCUCCCUCAGCCACGAGCAGGAGGACUUUGAGCUGGGUGAGUCGCCCAGUGACCUGAUGCCGUCUGACAUGACGCGCUUUUCCGUCAUGUCCAAUGACAGCGGCAUUGAAAGAGACCUGCCCCCUGGCUCUGAUCCUUCCCCAUCGUCAUCUCUGGACACUGCCAGCAUGAGUACAUCAUGGGAACAAUGCAAAAGUGAGCAAGAUUCAGCAAGGCUGUCACGGCGUGGAGGCAUCAAGAUGAAACCAUCUGUGAAGGACAGUAUGGCGCUGAUGCAGGACACCCUGGAGGAACACGCAAGUCUCGGAGGAGGAGGUGGAGGGAGGGGUGGAAGAAGAGGGGAGACUCUGCAGAGGCGGGCAGGUGGCAACGCGAUGCAGAACCCCUUCUCCAAGCAGCAGAGACACUUUACUGCCAGGAUAGUCGCCAUGGGAGAUGACAAGGUGCUCGGCCGCCUGGCUAAGGCCUACUACUUCCUCAGGAAAAGGGAAGCACGGCGGCUUUUUCUUACAAUGAAAGUCAACCUCCAGUUUUACUACAUCCCUGUUUGCAGGGCCGCCACAACUCCCAUCUCCUCUAUCAAGGAAAACCUCAGUCAAUCCAAGGAGAAUCUUUGCACUCUUGGUUCCUACCUGAGCAUAGUGGACCCGUGGUACAACUCUAACAUCAAGAGUUUAGGCUGCAUGAUCCCCAAACUGGCUAAGCUGCAACAGAUGAGCCCAGGGAGGCCAAAAGAGCCCUUCGUGUCUGAUGUCAUUUCCUACUACGUUCGUGCCGGCCGGCAGCCUGUCUACUUCACCAUCUACUUUGUUAAGAUCACAUUCACCAGCAUGACAAAGGAUCCUGUGGAGGAUGUGUUUCUCACCCAUCUAGAAAUGGAGUUUCCCGAGUUCAGACAGAUCUCAGCGUCAAUUAGAGAUAAACCAAAGAAGAGCUCAGCGGAGGUAUGCGGAGCUGUUGUCUCGAUGAAUUACAGAAAGAUGACAUUAAGUGGACGAGACGUUGACAAAGGAAUCUCAGUCAGGACAUCGGGAGCCCAGAUCAAUGCUAUUCCCUCCAAUGAAGCAGAAGAUCUGAACUGUUUGACACUGACUCUGAAUGAAUCUCCAACAAAGACCAAAAACAACACUGUGGAGUCAAAGAUUCGGACCAGCAACAUUAAGAUUCGCACUUUGGAGAGUCGCUCCUUCACUGUUACACUGGACAGAGACUGUCGCAGGACCUACAAAAAUGUGCAGAGCAUCGAGAUCUCCCCAUGCCUUGAUCCGGGAUACUGCGUCCAGAAAACCAUAAGGUCCAAAUUCAAGCUGGGAGAGGACAAAGAUGCUGGACUGAGCAAAUACAUGAACAAAGGACUUCCUCUACCAAUCAACACAUUUGCUGGCAUCAUCACUUGACAUGGUGGAGUAAGCCCAACGAGAAACUUGAGAAUGGAGACCACCCGGACUUUGUUUUGAUAGCAGGAAUGGUUGUUGCUUCUGUAAAAAAAACAAAAAAAACAAGUCCAGUCUGACACAUGAAAAGACAAAAGGAAUAACCCUUGAGUCAUACGGAGCUGCUCCUGAAACCAAAGUGUUUCAUUUCUGUCAGUCAGGGCCAACUGGCACGAAUGCAAAAAGACUUUAAAUCAAAAGCAACUUGAGGCCAAAUGUAACACAUCGUACAGUACUAUUGUCACUUCUCACUUCUUGAAGUCAGUGGAAUAGCCUGUCUGCUUCUUUUACAGUAACAGGAAUAACAUUGAAUCACACUGUGGGGUAUGACUGAACUCCUAACAGUGUGUCACUCGUCAUGAGUGAACUAUUGUACACACCUAAUAAUGCCAAAGAACAAUUCUGCCUGUGAAACUAGAGACACGGGCAAAGAAACAUAAGUAAGCAAAGUAUGUAUCUGUACACAUCAAAGAUUCAGGACUACUGAUAUCACUUAUCAUGUGAUGUCAUAAAAAUCUGGAAAAACUGUUUCUCCAAGUCAUCGCUUGGUGAGGCAGAUUUGAAGGGUUGAUUGUAACAGCUACUCUGCUUCAUAGACACACUACUUUUUACCACCUUAUUGACACACACACACACACACACACACACAAAACAACACAGACUCACCUGGCCUGUCAGCGAAUGAAGGAUUGUGGAAAGACCGGUACGAUGACGGCUGACAGUUAAAUGUUGCCUUCGUCUUAGCUGAAUCAUUCAAAUAACGUGUUAUUCCCAUACAAAUUACAAGUUGUUACGAAGGUGAACGUGAUUGACAUUUGCCUUGGGUUUAGUUUUUGGAAACAUUCUUGACAUUUUUCACAACUACACUAUGCUCAGUGCUGAAGCUACAUCCGCGUGUCAAGAAUUACUACAGAACAGAAGCAGUUUUUGUGCUUUACUGUAUUAGGCAGACACGGGGAUUAUGCACAGCCUUAGCUACAUAAAUUAUCUGUUGGACUUAAGACUGCUGACUUCAGGCCACUGUCUGCUACCCAGACAUGGAACAUUCUGUUUCACUCUUGACAGUGUACAGGAAGGAGAGCAAAAUAUAGGGGGAGACUCUCAAAGUGAAACCCGCACACAUGCUAGUAAAUGUCUCAAGGUGUGAGAAUCACCUCUGACCAUGUGUUCGAUGAUGCAUCAGUGUGCUACCUUGCAUCUAUUUGCACUUCAACAGCAGGUUUGUUCUCUAUUAUUCAGCAACAGUGUGUAAAGCAAAUACCCUCUGGCUCCUAACUCGUCAAAUAUGGCAGAUUGGUCUUCAAAAUUUGAUGCUCUGUGUACUGCUGUAGCGUCAGUUUUGAACAUGACAGUCUUCAGAGGAAAUAGUAGUUUUGCAGUUAAAUCUACAUUAGCUUAAGGCAGCUAAAAUACUAAUAAGGAUUAUGGUCUGGGUUGAAAUAACUACAUUUGAUACAAUAGCUUAAGAAGUUUGUGGCAUUAUUACUGCCAUGUGAUGUAUGCCGAUAACUAUGUUACGUGGUUAAAAAAAACUCAAGUAGACUUUUGGUUUCACAUGGGGCACAAGCACUCAUCUCCUGAGUGUAAGUCCUGUGUGUGUGACCCAUCCACCUCCCCUCCCUCCCAGUCUUCUCUGAGUUUCUCGCUCUUUCUGUUAAUGCUAUUGCUGGGGACAGGAUCACAUCGGAGUUAACUGAAAGCCUGGUGUGUCUCACAGAGAUGCUGUGGGGUGUCUUGAGUAUCGGUAACAGAAGCCAAGGGCCACUGACCAGGCUGCCUUAUUCAGAUACUCUGGGAAUGACAACGGGUCGGUUAAGCUUAAUAAGACAACAUGUGUAAUUAUGUCAUUACUUUUCAUGUCAUAAAGACAUGACAAGUUAUUAGAGGGCCAUUCAAGACACGACACAACUAUUUGACUAAGCUGUUAUUCAUAAAAAUGAUAAAGCUGUUGUUUUUGCUUCAGAAUGAUUAGAUUACACACUCAAGAAUGGCUCAGAAGCCUAUUGAUGCAUCUCCACAGGUAUGAUCUCAGGCAGUAAAGGUCAACAGCCUCAGGAACUGGAAGUGAUGUGUUAUACUGGCAGGGUAAAUUCAUGAGUUUGGAAUUCAUGAUGCAUUUUGCACAUUAUUUUUUCACCUAAUGACAUAUGUAAAGAGGAUGCCAUUAAAAUCAAAAUGUCAUUGUGUAAAUAAAUGAUUUUGUUUUUGUAAA
Molecule: messenger RNA, 5475 nt
Organism: Epinephelus fuscoguttatus (brown-marbled grouper)
Lineage: Eukaryota; Metazoa; Chordata; Actinopteri; Perciformes; Serranidae
Product: phosphoinositide 3-kinase regulatory subunit 6
Exons: 21
Coding region: 816-3227 (803 amino acids)
Biological process (GO): G protein-coupled receptor signaling pathway; positive regulation of MAP kinase activity
Cellular component (GO): phosphatidylinositol 3-kinase complex, class IB
Molecular function (GO): 1-phosphatidylinositol-3-kinase regulator activity
Source: RefSeq, a predicted model, not a curated record